Molecule: messenger RNA, 219 nt
Organism: Lodderomyces jiufengensis
Lineage: Eukaryota; Fungi; Ascomycota; Pichiomycetes; Serinales; Debaryomycetaceae
Exons: 1
Coding region: 1-219 (72 amino acids)
Source: RefSeq, a predicted model, not a curated record
AUGCAUCCAUCAAUUUCAAGAUUAGCUUCACAACAAAUAAGAACUGUUAAAAUAGUACCACAAUAUAAAUAUUAUAUUAGACGUAUACGUGAUGUUGCUGUUUGGGGUUCUGGGUUAUUUGCAUUUUUUGUAUGGCCAAGUGCUUAUGUUUAUGCUUAUAAUAUUGUAAAUGAUGUUCCUCAAGGUAAAGGUGUUGGUAAUAGAGGAUUAUUUUAUUAG